Molecule: messenger RNA, 3563 nt
Organism: Dermacentor silvarum
Lineage: Eukaryota; Metazoa; Arthropoda; Arachnida; Ixodida; Ixodidae
Exons: 4
Coding region: 30-2219 (729 amino acids)
Source: RefSeq, a predicted model, not a curated record
AGUGAAGGACAUCCUCUGCGCACAAAUUCAUGUCGAAAGCUUCGCCAGUUUCACAUGCAUCCGGCACCAGUCGUGGACGUGAUGGCGCCAAAGAAGAGUAUUCCUGUGCCACAGACAUCCCUUGCGCGAAAUACGGUGAUACGAGAUGCCAGCUUCUGGAUCGGCGUUAUUACAUCAACGAGAUCAUUUUAGACGCCGGUAUGGAGUUGCGCGAAGAUGUCUUGAGCAAACACAGCGGGGAUGUCUGCAUUGGAGUUGUUCGGGCAAGCACCUGCGGGCAGGUCUUCUUCAGCAAGUUCGAGGAUUCGCGCAAAAGGAAUGCACUGGACCUCGUUGAGUAUCUUCUCUUCCAGCACCACUGCAUUACAGCGCUAGAACUGAACGGCAGCUCGAGUUGUCGCCCUUCGCUGCUUGAAGCCUUGGAAGAUCAGCGUUCUGUGAAAAGUCUUACAGUCUAUGGUGUAUUGAGGAUACGGGAAGCAGCUUUUUUUAUCCGGGUGAUGAACUCUCUCUCGCAGCUCGACAAGCUGGUCUUCAAGGUCAACGAUUCCCGAAGCGAGUGGAAUUUCCCUACACCCAGGUUCGCGUACUCACUCGACCUGCGUAUCCAUCAUCUGACAGCGCUUGACGUGGCAGACCUGCAAAUGACCCGGCAAGAGGCUAUGGAAAUGGUGCAAACGCUGAUGCUCAACCACAGCAUCAGCGAUCUCGCCGUCGGGCUGUUCGUGUUCAGCACUGGCGCCCAGAACUCAGGCACGUACUUCGCCCAGUACCUGACCAGGGAGAACUCGAAGCUCAGGAGACUCACGCUGAAGACAAACGCAAUCUGCGACAACGGGUAUCUCCUGAUGACGCUCAUCGACGCUCUCUGCGAGAUGACUACGUUGGAGGAACUGAACGCCGAUAUCAUCAUGAACGUAUCAGGCUUCACACGCAGACUCGCCCUCUUCGCCAAACUGUUCGCCCAGAGCAACACCUUGCGUCGGCUCAGAUUGCCUUCCACAUUCUGUAAACGCUGCUCGUUUCUCUGGUUCGACCCAACCGAGCGUCCAGGCCCCGAUGCCGCACAGUGCAUGGAACCUUGGCUGAAAGCUUUGCGGAUGCCGAAGUCAAUGCCUAGCGAGCUGCGCAUCGACUUGCGCGGCUUUGGCGAAGCAGAGUGUCGCGCAUUUUUCGACGCAGUCGCCGACAACGACGCGCUGAAGUCGAUAAUCGUGGAUUCUCUGCCGGCGGUCGACGGCGUGGAUCGCAUCUGCAGAACGAUUCGGGAUCGUGGCCUCGGCGAUCGAGUCACCAUCAGGGACCUUUACAUAGACCAAGCAAACCUAAAGGUACUUCCCCAGUGCGCGGAGAUUGGUAGCGUAAUCAUCAGCGCGCGUCAUUUACUGCGACAAGAAUAUGCCGACAUAGGAGCAGUCAGCUCGGCACUGGAAGUCGUCAGUCGCUGCGGUCAUGUGACGUCACUUAGGGUGAAGUGCAACAGCUUUGAUAACGACACACUCUCCGCCUUGGUAGCCUGUAUACGAGGCUCAACCGCGCUCACGGACGUCGACGUGAGACUAGGUUCUCAUUGGACCAAAGUUGUGGAAGAGCAGCGGGAAGAGAUGGAGACGGAAUUGGUGUCGGCACUAGCCUCAAACCCAAAGCUCGCCAGAGUGAGCGUCCGGGGAGCGCUACUGUCCAGCCACAACUUGAAUCUGCUGGCCGAAGGUGCUCGCAAGAGCCGCAACAUCACUGAAUUCAAGCUCACUCCGGCCUGCAUUUCAGACGCGACAAAUGCGGAGACCUGUUCCUGGCAUGCGGCUGAACUGUUGUGCACAGCGCCCAGGUACUUGAACAUCGCGCUGACGAAUAUCCAGGAAAUCACAGCGAGGAACACCUCCCUCCUUCCCUCCGCGGUCAAGUACGUGUUGGGAGAGCAGGACGACGUCAAGUGCAUUCGAACCAUGGAGCUCAUGCACGACCAUCCGCGUCUCCUAGAACUGGUGCGGGAAGGCGCCGCUUCCACGAAGAGCGAAGCGAAAAAAAUGAUCACCAGCGCCCUCUUGAGUGUCCGGCGCACCAACAUUCACCAGUUCAUGAGACUGGCUGGAGUGGUGAAGGAGAAGGUCGACUGCUUGGCUAAUCCCGGUGCCACUACGCAGCUCGCCGACAUCAGUGAGGAUUGCUGGCUUCAUAUCCGCAGCUUCUUGAAGAUAGCUGACGUCGUUCAAGCCUGAGCGCACGCGGUCAUCAGCCGUGGAGCGGAAAGGAAGCUGCACGGGAUAACCUCUCUGGCCCUGUCGUGUGGCGCAAACCAGGGCACGCGUGGAGUGCCCGGUCCUGAUUGUGAGCCUGUUGCAUCGUCACAUCGUUGCACCGUAACAUCUUGAAGUUGUAACGUCACUUCCGGCCCCCCUCUGCACCCACCAAUGUCGAAAUAUCCCUGCGCCUCUUUUUGACGUGGCACUUGAGAGAACAGCUGUUCAUACUCGGCGCUGCCUGAGCAAAUGACUUUGUCAUGUGGUGCAUAACCAUUGGGACAAGCUGGCGGCCUCAAUGUUUCAAGCAGUUAUAAACUAUAGGCGCCCUCUAAGUUAGAUUCCUUACCUUAUUUAGUGUAACAUGACAACUUGUCAUCCCAUUAUCUGUCUUCAAAGUGACAAGCAACAAAAUGCGCACAUUCCACAUAUCCGUAUCUAUGUUGGCCCUUUCUGACUACAUCACUGAGAUCAUGCGUCUCUAUGGCAACGAAUGUGCGCACAGUUGAAGACUUCGGCAUGUAAACUGUCCACAGCACGAAGGAGAGUUCAAGAUGAUUUUCUUCUCCAGUUAUGUGCACAGUCCACAAUGUUCCAAUAGAGUUUGCUGUUUGCAACCUGGAUAUCAGUUCUAGGCAUUUUCAUGUUGCACGUUCAUUGCCUCUCUUCAGCAUCAUACACUUUUCUUGUGAAAGCAAUAUUGUGCUUAGCGGCAGCUAGUCAAACGCACUAUGGUAAUACUGCAUCUUGUAGUACCAUUUUUUUUCAACGUCAUCUCUCUUUCUGAGACCAUUAUCUUUUUUGUAUUACAUCAUGUGUUCAACCUUCGAUCGGUCUGCGUUCACACUUGUGCGUUGUCUUUAUUGCAGUCGUCAUGCCUGACAAAAGUUCUUCAUUGCUGUCUAUGCAGUCGCGUUCAAUAUGAGCUGCAACACGUUGCCUGCGGUUGAAGAGGCCCCGAAACUACGGAGCCUACGUGCAAGUCAGAGCUUGCAUUUAGGCUUCCUUAGCAAAAGUAGUGGAUUUACCUCAGAGUGCACGGCAGCGCCGACAUGCGAAAAACUGGAGAACAAAACACCAUCUUACUGGUGGUCGUUAACCAAUUUUUUGUAUGUCAACGCCGCCAUACAGUCUUGCGCCUUCAACCAUGGGCACUGCGUUGCAACUCAUACUGAACCUAGCUGGAGGACACUCCAGAAUUAAAGCUUUGUUUAUGCGCAGCCUUCCCCUCUUUAUAUAAUAGAAGAAAUCAAGUAAAUUACUUGGUUCCGCAGCAGUAUUAAAAGAUAUCCCAAGGAACGCGAAGAAACCUGUGCAGUCUUA